This is a messenger RNA of Rubroshorea leprosula, 938 nucleotides long. NCBI's taxonomy places the organism in Eukaryota, Viridiplantae, Streptophyta, Magnoliopsida, Malvales, Dipterocarpaceae. The record is from the annotation of a GenBank genome assembly.
AUAAGCAUCAUUAAUUUUAUAAUUUGGAAUGAAACAGUUGACUGAGAAAGGUAAAUCAAUUCUGUUAAAAGAAUUGGAUUAUUCCAUGGUUCAUUGACCUUGGGAAGAUCAAGAAAAAAGAUGCUGCCUCUUAUUCAAAUCUUUAUAUAUGAAAGGAAUUGGUGGACAGCUUUGUCACUUCCACCUUAAUGUCUUCUAUUAAAUACACCACCAUCUUCCAUCCCCUACUGGAAGGUGUACAUAUCCUGUUUCAUUCUUCCUGGCGAAUACCGAUCUCCAACUUUCUGAAGCUGUGUCUCCAAUGGCAUUAAAGAGAAUACUGAAGGAGCUUAAGGAUUUGCAGAGAGACCCCCCAACUUCAUGCAGUGCAGGUCCGGUGGCUGAGGAUAUGUUCCAUUGGCAAGCAACCAUCAUUGGUCCUAACGACAGUCCCUAUGCCGGUGGUGUCUUCCUUGUUACCAUCCAUUUCCCACCUGACUAUCCCUUCAAACCUCCCAAGGUUGCCUUCAGGACCAAGGUAUUCCAUCCAAACAUAAACAGCAAUGGAAAUAUCUGCUUAGACAUACUCAAAGAACAAUGGAGUCCUGCACUCACCAUAUCUAAGGUUCUACUCUCCAUCUGUUCGCUUCUAACAGACCCAAACCCGGAUGACCCUCUAGUUCCUGAGAUUGCUCAUAUGUGGAAGACUGACAAAGUCAAGUAUGAAUCCACAACCCGGAGCUGGACCCAGAAGUAUGCCAUGGGCUAACCCUCCUAUCAUAGGAGCUCUUUUCUGUAAAAAUUUUGCUUCAUUUCCCUGCCCUGCUAUUUUGUUGAGGUAUUAAAGACUGCCUAAGCUUCACUGUUCCACUUAUAUAGCUAUCUUGACACAAUAAAUUGUUGAGUUAAUAAAAUGCUCCAAGACUAUAUAUAACUUGUAAUACAAUGCCUUACUGCUU